Phytomonas sp. EM1 is the source of this 1083-nucleotide messenger RNA. NCBI's taxonomy places the organism in Eukaryota, Euglenozoa, Kinetoplastea, Trypanosomatida, Trypanosomatidae. The record is from the annotation of a GenBank genome assembly.
AUGGAUGAAAGCGGCAUAUCUAUGGUGGUGAGAUUGCGUCUUUUACUGGAGCAGAAUCGAAAAGUUCAGGAAAGUAUUGCGCAGGCGAUCUCCAUAAACGACGAAAAGCUAGCGGCAACCGAAGCUCUCCGACUGCUUCUUGUGAGAGCCGAAUCAUCCUCCUCUGGAGGCAAAGCUAUGCGCCGUCAUAUAGUUAUCCAAACUGAGCAGAGUCAGGAUGGGGGAGAGGAACCUUUACAUAUUUCCCAUUCCUUUUCAGUAUUAAGAGCGCCGCGGGAGUGCAUUCUUCCCGAUCCAUUCAAAAUCGUUGGCUUGUAUGUUACCCCACAUUCUAAACACGUGCGCCUCAUGCCCCCCCUGCAAACGUUCGAGGACGUGGAUCGCAAUGAACUGGAGAAAAUCUUCCCCCCUUUCCCAAAGGUUUCCACUCAUUCACAGGAAUUUAGUAUGCCGAAAUCGUUGCCUUGCCAUCAGAGCGGCUUUGAGGUAUCUUUCCCUAACACCACCAAAGGGCGUGUACAAAUUCGAUUUCAUUCGAAUGAUGUAGAACUGCAAAGCACAGCAGAAGUCCUGGAGCAGUUCAAAAGGAGCUUUGAGGGGGAGGCGGGGAGGCGCAUAAUUCAGCAAAACUGGCCGGAUCCUUAUACCUGUCUGGCCCAUCUUCUAGUUAGUUAUCUAAACGAGGAGUUCUGUAAGUACGACCGUGAAGACCGUCUCAAAUCAUUGAUUCCGAACUAUUUGCUUACACGGUGGACCUACCUACAGCGCUUAGUCGAAAAGGCAACUUACCCCUUUUUGUUUGCGUGCGAGAAUAUCGACUUUCUGAGGAGCUCCCGAGUGCGCGCCUACAGGAAGUUACGAGGAGGUGGGUAUCGAUGCUUGGAACGGCCCUUGUUGCUCUUGGCCGCACUCAUUGCCCAUCGUGCGGGUCUUUUUAGAUCUAGUACAUUUCUUGACUUAAGUAUGAGUAUCUCUCUUUUCAUAGGCUCCCGUGAACUUAUUGAUUUUCGAGCCUUGCUAAAUCUUAAGGCUUCUGAAUGGUUUACGGAGCACAACAAUCCCCACCAGAUCAAAGGUGUGUAA